This is a messenger RNA of Penaeus monodon (black tiger shrimp), 1688 nucleotides long. RefSeq lists its product as uncharacterized. The record is from RefSeq and is a predicted model, not a curated record. Bases 94 to 855 code for a protein of 253 amino acids. NCBI's taxonomy places the organism in Eukaryota, Metazoa, Arthropoda, Malacostraca, Decapoda, Penaeidae. The transcript has 8 exons.
GCGGUGACUUCCCGGGCGAGUUUGGUGUUGCGAUCGGAGUUUGAAGUGAAGAAGAGGAAACAAGUGAAGGACUGCAGAAGAAACACCGGAGGAAUGUUUACCGAUGGAGAUCUCGCAGCUACUGCAAGAGAUGGGUACGAGGCGUUUGACUGCUCGCGAGCCGUCGCCCUCAUCGGCUUCCUCGGCCUCCUCUCCAACUUCCAGGACAUCAUAGAUAACAUCGUCAACAACGGAGGGCGGAAACGAAGACGCAUCGCCAGCGCGCCCGUUCCCGAAACCCGACUUUGUGUCUUUUCAUUUCAAAAAAUAUUAACAGUUUUAUCAGUGACCCCGAUAGGAGAUACGACUCCAGUGACUAUAUUAUCUCAGCCUAACUUCUUUGUCACUCAAACUAGUAAAAUAAGGGUCAAAAGAAACAAUGAAUUUGCCUUUAUCUCUUUUGUAUCAACAAGGGUGAUAAAGAUAAAAGGUUAUUCCCACAAAGGGCACUUAGAAAUUAGUACAUUUUAUCUGAAAAGUCAAAAUGAUACAAAACACGAAUCACCUCAAGAAAAACAAGGCGUUUUUGAAGAACACUCAGCGUCCCCUGCUCUUCUCAGUGACCUGGCCAGGAUAGGACCUCAACUCGCGCUGUGGGUCGUGGACGUCGCCGACGGUCGUCUGCCGGGCGAACGAGGUCAUAUGAAUGUGUGCGAGGUCAGCCGCCUCCUUAGCCGAGGUCAUGGCUCGUCUGGGUCACUCGCCGCGCACUUGCUCACGAGCACAAUGGCGGGCGCCCUCAGUUCACAUACGUCUUCAAGAAAAAGACUGAAAGAUUCGGGACUGCUUGACGGGACUUCGAGCUGCACUUAUUAGUAACUGAGAUAAAAACAGAUGGCAUGGGUUAUAUUGGGCAUUGGAUGUUUUAUUUUUGUUUUCAUCAAGUUUUGUAAUGGGGGCGUUUAUGGAAGUGUCUAAGGUAGUGUGUUUUAGCGUGAUUCUUAUUGUCCAUUUUUCGAAGUUUUCUUCUCUUUGUUCAUCUGUUUAUCUAUUUAUUUAUUUAGUUUUCAGUCUCUUUAUUCAUGUAUCAGUUAUGUACAUAGUACUCAUUUAACACCCAAACAAGGACCAUCAUUAUUCUGUGUGUUAUACAACUGUGAUUCACCUUUUUAAUGAUAAGCGUUAUUAUUAUUAGAUUAAUUCCCUUCUCAACUACAAGCUUUUGUUCAUUAGGAGCCAAUCACUAAAUCUUACCAGAUGAAAUCGACAAUGUUAUGAAGUGUGUUAAUUAUUUUAGAGGAAAUCCCUUCUUGGGUAUUAAUGAUUUAUUUGUUAUACGAAAAGCAGGAAAAGGAAGACCAUACCCAACCAACAGUACGUACACACGAAGUAAGGGCAUAUUCCAGUUAACUAUAAAUAUUUGAUUUUUAUGCAUUAAUUUGGGUGUGGUCUGGACAUCCAGUCUAAGUCAAUCUAUAAGACUUUCUUCCUUUUUUUUUUAUCCGUUGCUAAAAUGUAACUGAUGGUUUUCACUUUUCUUUUCCAGUUACAACUUUUGUUUGGGUUUCAUCUGACCUCUUCCUGUCAUCUCUCUCAAAUACUCUAGUGAUAGAAAAAAGCAAUAUGAAUGGUAAAGGAUAAUAAAAUAUACUUACUUUAUGUCUCAUUGUAAAUAACAAUAUAUUAUCAAAAGGAAAGGAUGCUUUGCU